This is a messenger RNA of Fukomys damarensis (Damara mole-rat), 600 nucleotides long. RefSeq names its product endogenous retrovirus group K member 21 Pro protein-like. NCBI's taxonomy places the organism in Eukaryota, Metazoa, Chordata, Mammalia, Rodentia, Bathyergidae. The record is from RefSeq and is a predicted model, not a curated record. The transcript has a single exon. Gene Ontology annotation, molecular function: aspartic-type endopeptidase activity. Bases 1 to 600 code for a protein of 199 amino acids. Gene Ontology annotation, biological process: proteolysis.
AUGGCAUCAUCCCCACAAGGAGUCCUUGCUAUCUCCCCAGGGGAACGUAUAGCCCAAUUGUUACUUUUGCCUUUCCACUCUGAUGCACCCCCUAUGAAAGGAGAACGAGGAGAUAAGGGUUUUGGGUCUUCUGAUGCAUAUUGGAUACAAGAAAUAAGACAAACUAGACCUGAAUUGCAGUUAAAGCUUAAUGGAAAAACUUUUCAAGGUCUUUUAGAUACGGGUGCUGAUGUCUCUGUUAUUGCUGCAAGGCAUUGGCCUUCGAGCUGGCCCACAAAACCCACUAAUAUUCAGUUACAGGGCCUAGGCACACAAAAUGCUCCGCUGCAGAGUUCAGUGCCUAUAAAAUGGGAAGAUAAUGAUGGCCAUUCAGGAUACAUUCAACCUUUUGUAAUUUCCAAUGUACCUUUAAAUUUGUGGGGUCGAGAUAUCCUCGCUGCCCUGGGAGCGUUAAUAUGCAGCCCAAAUGAAGCAGUCACUACACAGAUGCUCCUUCAAGGAUACAGGGAGCAACAGGGUUUGGGAAAAGGAGGAAGAGUUCAACAGCCUUUAGAGGGCAAACUUCGGCCACCUCGUUUGGGAUUGGGUCAUUCUUUUUAG